AUGCUGAACAACGAUUGGCGUGGGCUUUACGGUAUCAACACUAUACAGAGGAUUUUGAUCGUGUCUUCUGGUCUGACGAAUUCUAUCCAACUCCAUACCGAGGAUUCCAAAUUAAACAGAUGUUUUGGGCUUCAUUUUCUGGCUCCCCUCAACGAACUGCUCUUAUCCCACUUUCUGGAGAUCCGAAUUCACAUCGACGAGGUGUAA
This is a messenger RNA of Penicillium argentinense, 207 nucleotides long. RefSeq lists its product as uncharacterized. The record is from RefSeq and is a predicted model, not a curated record. The transcript has 2 exons. NCBI's taxonomy places the organism in Eukaryota, Fungi, Ascomycota, Eurotiomycetes, Eurotiales, Aspergillaceae. The coding region runs from base 1 to 207 and encodes 68 amino acids.